This is a messenger RNA of Heterobilharzia americana, 761 nucleotides long. NCBI's taxonomy places the organism in Eukaryota, Metazoa, Platyhelminthes, Trematoda, Strigeidida, Schistosomatidae. The record is from the annotation of a GenBank genome assembly.
GGGUGAUUCAAGGUAACUAUCUUUUGUUUCAACCUUUAAACAGGUCAUAACGCGCAAUUUAAGAAAAAUGUCUUCAAUGGCGGAGGAUCCUCAGCUAGACCUUUUAAGCCAUAAGUUGCAACUUCAACAGGUUGAAGCGGCUCUUGAGCUAGACCGAGAUAAUGAAGACCUUCUACAUCUUAAACGGGAUCUGGAGGAAGUAAUUAAAUUGUCGCUCGAAUUGUUGGGUAAAUCAGCUGAUACUCCGGAGGUAGCAUGGAAUGUGGGCGAUCAGUGCAUGGCCAUGUGUUCUCGGGACAAAUUAUAUUACCGUGCUACAAUUCUCGAGUUCCUUGGGGAUACCAGUUGUGUGGUAAAUUUCGAUAUGUACGAUACUACAGAUGUGUGUCAGCUCUGCCACCUUAAACCUGUCACUACGGUCACACCAGUUGUAAAAAGAAAAAGCAUGACACAAAAAAUCGAGCUAUCGAGAAAAAAAAGAUAAAAAAACAACGCAUUCUUCAGAAGGAGGAAGAGAUUGAGUCGUUUUGUGAGAAGGAAAAAAACCGAUGGCUUACUUUCAGCAAAAAGAUGAUCAAGACAGGAAAGACUAAAAAAAGCAUAUUUGCUUCUCCCGAGGCUUUGGACGGCCGCGUGGGCGUUGGAACUUGUGGCAUUGGUGGGAAACCAAUGACGAAAUAUACUAUCUUGAGUAAUACCGCCAAAAAACAAUGAGUUUGUGGGCUUUGUACAUAAUGUAAAUAUAUCAACUUCCUUUACUU